This is a messenger RNA of Sorghum bicolor (sorghum), 1587 nucleotides long. Its product is annotated as desiccation-related protein PCC13-62. Bases 217 to 1308 code for a protein of 363 amino acids. Lineage: Eukaryota; Viridiplantae; Streptophyta; Magnoliopsida; Poales; Poaceae. The transcript is spliced from 3 exons. The record is from RefSeq and is a predicted model, not a curated record.
CAGCCUAGGAACGUUAGCUAGCUAGCUAGCUGCUUGUUUCAGGAAAGAAGAGAAGAGUAGCUGUGACUCUCAGAUGACUAGACACGCUGUCCUCUGUAAGUCUGUAUCCUAAUCCUAUAAUAAUGAAGUCGGGACGCAGCACUUUCUUGUUCGUCCCCAAGCGAGAGCAUGCAUACUUUGCAUUGCAAUUAAGCUAAAGAUCGACUCAGAGAGACCAUGGCAUCCUCACGUGCCUACUCUCUUUCCGUGCCGUUGCUCCUCCUCGUGAUAGGAGUAUGUUGUUGCAUCAGUGAGGCAUUGCCCAUCGGCCAUCACCCCGUCGACCCGACCUGUCCUCCGGAGCCGGCGGCGUCGGCGGCCGUGCCGUCGUCGUCCUCUAGCUACGGCGAGCCCGAGCCACGCCGGCGCCGGUGCCAGCCGCCAGCGCCGCACAUCCCGGUGCCCGUGUUCCCCUACGACGUCGACCCGAUGCAGUUCGCGCUGAACCUGGAGUUCACCGAGGCCGAGUUCUUCCUGCACGCCGCGUACGGCGUGGGGCUCGACCACGUCGCGCCCAAGCUGGCGCUCGGCGGCCCGCCGCCGGUGGGCGCCCGGAAGGCCAACCUCGACGAGGUGACGUGGCGCAUCGUCGCGGAGUUUGCCCUCCAAGAAGUUGGCCACAUCAGGGCUAUCGAGCGCACGGUCGGCGGGAUCCCUCGGCCAUUGAUAGACCUCAGCGCCCGCAACUUCGCCAGGUUGAUGGACAAGGCGUUUGGGUACCGCCUGGACCCUCCCUUCGAUCCCUACGUCAACAGCCUCAACUUCAUGCUCGCCUCCUACGUCAUCCCCUACCUCGGCAUCAACGGCUACGUCGGCACCAACCCCAUCAUCGACGGCUACGAGACAAAGAAGCUUCUGGCAGGGCUGCUAGGGGUGGAGGCGGCGCAGGACGCGGUGAUCCGGGCGCGCCUCUUCGAGCACCUCGGCGAGGCCGUGCCGCCGUACAGGAACAUCACGGUGGCGGAGUUCACGGACCGCGUGUCGGCGCUGCGCAACGAGCUGGGGCGGUGCGGCGUCAAGGACGAAGGGCUGACGGUGCCCCGCGCGCUCGGCGCCGAGGGCGCCAUCUGCACCAACGUGCUCUCCGCCGACAGGGACUCGCUCUCCUACGCCCGGACGCCCGCCGAGCUGCUCAGCAUCCUCUACCUCACCGGCGACGAGCACGUGCCCGGCGGAUUCUACCCGGAGGGCGGCAACGGGAGGAUCGCCAGGUCGUUUCUUGCCAAGCCACACGGACACGGUGCUGCUCACGGGGUGCCUGGAAACUAGCUAAGCUCUGUCGUCUGUGGCCAUCAGUGUCACGGGUAGCGUAUUGGUACUAGUAUCUACGACUACGAGUGCUGCGUGCAAGAAUUCCAAUUUAAGCGAUUGUAUAUCAGUGUGUAUAUUCGGAGCUGAGCUCAUCGAUUUGAACCAAGUGUCGCGUGCACAAACAUGCUGCAACUGGAGCAUAUAUAUAUGUUGGAUGAACUUGCAAAAUUAGUUUCAUAACUAAUGGUGGAUUAAUAUCUACAUAAACAUGUGAAUGAACUUGCAAAGUUUCAUAAA